This is a messenger RNA of Acyrthosiphon pisum (pea aphid), 630 nucleotides long. RefSeq names its product importin subunit alpha-4-like. The annotation marks the transcript as partial. The transcript is spliced from 5 exons. The record is from RefSeq and is a predicted model, not a curated record. Gene Ontology annotation, molecular function: protein binding. Lineage: Eukaryota; Metazoa; Arthropoda; Insecta; Hemiptera; Aphididae.
AACUUGUGUCGAAAUAAAGACCCACCACCCGCACAACAUGUUAUAGAUGAACUUCUUCCUGCACUUAAUUAUUUGAUUAAUAAUAAAGAUAUUAAUAUUCUUGUUGAUACAGUUUGGGCUAUCAGUUAUUUGACAGAUGGAGGAAACGAUCAAAUUCAAAGAGUUAUUGAGAGUGGUAUAGUACCUAAUCUUAUACCGCUAUUGUCACACAAAGAAGUGAAGGUACAAACAGCUGCAUUGCGUGCAAUAGGAAAUAUUGUUACAGGAACUGAUGAACAAACACAAAUAGUUCUUGAUGCUGGUGCAUUAUGUCAUUUUCCAGCUUUACUUUCUCAUUCAAAAGAAAAAAUAUGCAAGGAAGCUGUUUGGUUUCUUUCAAAUGUUACCGCUGGAAAUCAAGUUCAAGUUCAAGCUGUCAUAGACGCUGGUCUAAUACCAAAAAUAAUAACACAUCUAUCGAAGAGUGAAUUCCAAACACAAAAAGAAGCAGCCUGGGCAAUUACUAAUUUAACUAUCAGUGGAAAUAGUCAACAAGUAGAUUGUGUUAUCAGUGCAGGCGUUGUUGCUCCCCUUUGUGCUCUGUUGUCUUGUCAAGAUAGUCAAGUCAUUCAAGUAGUUUUAGACGGCUUA